AUGGAUCACAGAAAUCGCGUCACUAUUAAACGAUUAAGAGAUCAUGAACUGGCCGGUUGCACGAAAUUAACUAAAGUGAAACUAGAAGACAAAACAAUAGUGGCUCUUAAGAACACUCCGGCCGGAAAUACGCGAAUUCGCCCGAGCGCACGCGAGAGCUUCCGAAAAUUGCCUCUAGGGGGCGACGCAGGAAGAUGUAAUGAUGUUUGUCAAAUGGAAAAUGAGAUAGCGAAAUGUCGAGAUGGGCAGAAUUCGCGACCUUUUUCGCUGAUGCCGGCACCCCCAUCGAGUGGCAUCGUGUUUAAUAGCGACUUUUUGUGGCUUUAA
This is a messenger RNA of Diatraea saccharalis (sugarcane borer), 327 nucleotides long. NCBI's taxonomy places the organism in Eukaryota, Metazoa, Arthropoda, Insecta, Lepidoptera, Crambidae. The record is from the annotation of a GenBank genome assembly.